GUGAGGUCACCUGUUGGGUUGAUUUUCCAGUUCUCUUGGGAAUAUGUAGCCUGAUGUAGCUCACGUGAACCAAGGAGGAUUUUUUUUUUUUAAAAAUCUGUGUGGAUGGUUAGCAGUACAUCUUAAAGUAUUUCCCUGCAAGAGAUGUCCUUCCCCCUUGUACGGAGGAAGGUUGAGGAGAGAGACCUGGAAGAAUUGCUGAAGUGGAUGCUUCUUUCUAGGUACUGAUAACAGAGGUGGCUUGCCUUGGAAAGCAGACUUCUGGUUACAGAUGGUGCAGCUUCCCAAACAUUCCUGAAAUACAAAACAAGAAGAAUAAUAUUUUAACAACAGAGUUAUUACAACUCUUUAUCCACCAGAGAGGCCUUAUUCUGCUACACUUCUUUUGCAAUCAUAUUGUGCAACAAAUAUUGGAAAAACCAGUGCAUAAGAAGAAAAAGUGUUUCUCAUAACUGUUCCUCUAAUGGGAGUACUAACUUUCAAACACAGCGUUUUUGGAAGUUUUGUUGAGUGCAGUGGAGCAUUGCAGACAGUAUUCAUUUUUCUUCUAAUUUCAUGUUGCCUGGCUGUAGAUAGAAGGGCACCCCCCCUUAUCCCAAAUGUGCCUUUGCUCUGGGUCUGGAAUGCCCCAACUGAAUUUUGCACAGGAAUGUCUAAUCAGCCGCUAGAUAUGAGCUUCUUCUCUAUAGUAGGAUCUCCCCGAAAAAAUGUCACAGGGCAAAGUAUUACACUGUAUUAUGUUGAUAGACUUGGCUACUAUCCUUACAUAAAUCCUCACACAGGUGUGAUUGAACAUGGAGGACUCCCCCAGAUGAUGAACUUACAAAACCACUUGGACAAAUCUAGGCAAGACAUCUUGUUUUACAUGCCCACAGAUAGCGUGGGCUUGGCUGUCAUUGACUGGGAAGAGUGGAGGCCCACCUGGGUGAGAAACUGGAAGCCUAAGGAUAUUUACAAGAACAAGUCUAUCGAGUUGGUUAGGCAACAAAAUCCACACUUUAAUCUCUCACACGCCACCGCCGUAGCCAAAGCCGAGUUUGAGAGGACAGGGAGGGAUUUCAUGCUAGAAACUUUAAAAUUGGGAAAACAACUUCGGCCAAAUAGUCUAUGGGGUUAUUAUCUUUUUCCCGAUUGCUACAAUACUCAUUACGCUACACCCAAUUACAAUGGUCACUGCCCAGAUGUAGAGAAGAAAAGAAACGAUGCUCUCUUCUGGCUGUGGAAUGAAAGCACUGCCCUUUACCCAUCUAUUUAUUUGAGCACCCGGGUAAGGUCUUCUCCAACUGGUGCACUCUAUGUCCGUAGUCGUGUACAGGAGUCCAUCAGGGUUUCGAAAAUCCCUAAUCCUAAAAAUCCACUUCCAAUUUUUGUAUAUGUCCGCCUGGUUUUUAGUGAUGCAACUACUACAUUCCUUGAGCUGGAUGAUCUUGUGCAUACAAUUGGCGAAACUGUUCCUCUAGGUGUCUCUGGAAUAAUAAUAUGGGGAAGUCUUAGUUUAGCACGAAGUAUGAAAACUUGUCUGGAACUAGAAAACUUCAUGAAGAAUAUACUCAUGCCUUACAUGAUCAAUGUCACUCUAGCAGCCAAAAUGUGUAGCCAAGUGCUUUGCAAGGAGCAAGGAAUUUGCACAAGGAAACACUGGGAUACAAGUAACUAUCUUCACCUAAACCCAACAAAUUUUGAUAUUGAACUUGGGCAAAAUGGGAAGUUUGUAGUACAUGGAAAACCCUCACUUGAAGACCUGCAGGAAUUUUCCAGAAAUUUUCAUUGCAGCUGUUAUAGCAACGUGGAUUGCAAGGAUAGACUUGAUAUACACAAUAUCCGUUCUAUUAAUGUGUGCACUGUUAACAACAUUUGUAUAGAUGCCCUUUUAGACUUUCAAACCAGUGGUGGUGAUGGGACUUCUGUCUCAGAUGACUCACAUACAAAUGAAGACAGUUUGUGGGACAUCACCUCAUCUGCUAUGCUGUCCGUACAUCUUCUUCCAAAAGGUCUCACCUGGUCCCUCUUACCUUUCUCUAUGUUCUCACAGCACUGGAAAUACUUACUAUAGGCUCAGGGCCACUCAAAAAUACAAAAUGGGACAUCAUCUCAUCCAACUGGAUAUCAUUGCACAAGGAAUCAACAUUUUUUGAAAUUUUAAAGCAAAAUACACAUUUUUCUACUGAAGACAUUAUAAGGCCUACGUUUCCUCCUACAAGGAAUGAAGAUUUGAAUAAAACCAAAUUACUGCAAAUGAA
This is a messenger RNA of Chinchilla lanigera (long-tailed chinchilla), 2240 nucleotides long. Its product is annotated as hyaluronidase PH-20. The coding region runs from base 464 to 2053 and encodes 529 amino acids. Gene Ontology annotation, cellular component: acrosomal vesicle. The record is from RefSeq and is a predicted model, not a curated record. Gene Ontology annotation, molecular function: hyalurononglucosaminidase activity. The transcript is spliced from 6 exons. NCBI's taxonomy places the organism in Eukaryota, Metazoa, Chordata, Mammalia, Rodentia, Chinchillidae. Gene Ontology annotation, biological process: fusion of sperm to egg plasma membrane involved in single fertilization; carbohydrate metabolic process; hyaluronan catabolic process.